Molecule: messenger RNA, 1370 nt
Organism: [Torrubiella] hemipterigena
Lineage: Eukaryota; Fungi; Ascomycota; Sordariomycetes; Hypocreales; Clavicipitaceae
Source: the annotation of a GenBank genome assembly
AUGUUGAAAUAUUGUUAUUUGCUCUUCUUUUACCUCUUUACAUUGUGCUCGGCUGAGCCGGCACAAUUUUGCAAGUAUGGCUACGGCGACAACCAAGUCGACUUCUGUAGCGGCUUCACCUUGCACCGCAACGAGUCUACAAAUGAGCAUAACGUCUAUGUCACAUUUACUCAUACACGUCCGAUGAAAUCAGCCAAAGGAUGGUCUGCAAUUGGAUUUGGCGAAGAAAUGAAAGGGUCGCUUAUGGUGAUUGUCUAUGGCGACCCCGCGUCUGGAAAGUCGCCGAUUGUGAGCGUGCGUGCCUCAAAGGGCCAUUCACAGCCAACGCUGGUGAAGAAGAAUGAUUUUGGAGGAGGAGAUCUUCGAGUGUUGAGCUCAAGUUGGAAAAUGAACGAUUCCCCAGCAGGAACUGUUACGGCAAUGGUGUCGCUGGUGUGCUACUCCUGCACAAAGUGGCCGGGCACAACUAUCGCCGCAAAGACCACAUCACAGCCGCUGAUCUGGGCUUGGAAUGCAGUGCAAGAGUUUGAUACCUUUACUUAUGAUGUACAUCUCAAGAUGCACAAACAUCACGCUGGAAACGGCGGCUGGGGACGCUUCUACGUUAACAUGGAGCAUGCUACUAGCAAGGUCCCCCAUCUACCAUCUGUGCCGUUCAUCCGCCCUGGUGUCACCAUGUAUGCUGCCUCUGAAGACCCUGAUAUCCUUGCCAAUGGCAUUCUGAAUGCUAUGAAGAAGUGGACGUUGAACAACCGCGCUUUACACAUUCACGGUGCUCUCAUGGCUGCUGCAUUCCUCCUAUUCAUCCCAUCUGGUGUGUUGGCUAUGCGAUCAGGUAGCCCAAAGUCUUUCAAAUAUCACUGGAUCAUCCAGUUAACAGCUGCAAUUACCAUACUAGGCGGCAUGGGUGUCGGACUGACACUACAGAAGAAGAUCAAUACUGCCCACCAGAUCAUUGGCUUGACAAUCGUGGGUCUGCUUUUCGUGCAAUCCUAUCUGGGAUACAAGCAUCACAUGGACUUUAUCAAGAUCCAUAAGCGCACAUGGAUCUCACAUAGCCAUAUCUGGACAGGGCGGGGAGUAAUGAUCGCGGCUAGUGGCAACUUGCUUCUCGGAAUGUCCAUGACAGGCUACCCAAGAGCAAUCAUGUCUAUGGCGGCUGUGUUUAUUGUUUUGGAACUAUGUGGCCUUUCCUUUUACGUUUGGCGAAGAGGCAAGAUUGCAGCGCGACGCCGCGAUGAAACGGAGGAGGCUGCACAGAGCCUACAGUCUCAUCGCUACUUCACAAUAUCGGAGGAUACUGAUGAAGAGGCAAGCGAUACAGAAGAAAAAGAUAUUUGAGAACGUCAUAUAAUGUAUUUCAUAAAUAA